Messenger RNA from Styela clava, 2179 nucleotides. Lineage: Eukaryota; Metazoa; Chordata; Ascidiacea; Stolidobranchia; Styelidae. The record is from RefSeq and is a predicted model, not a curated record.
UAUGCAAUUCGCUUCUCAUUUGAUAUUUUCUUGAUUGAGAGAAGAAGAGAGAUUUUGCCAUAAAUUGGGGAACUAAAUUUUUGUUUUUCAGCUACCUAAGGCGAUGUCAGCAGCCGGAAGCAACGAUAAUAUAACAGAUGCAAUUGAUGAAAUAUGUUCAAAAAGUUCGCCUCAGAGAGAUAUUAUUGCUAUUUAUUGUGUCGUCAUAUCAAUAGUGAUAUUUUUCAAUGGAUUGCUUCUUAUUGGAAUUGGAAUAAGUUGGAGAACACUUCGGCAAAAUAGUAUACAUUAUUACCUAAUAAGUUGCUCAUUUUCUGCAAUUUUUUUCUGUUUUUCUAUAUUUUAUGAGGUAUAUUAUACAACAUUUCAAGUUGAUAAUGCCAGCAUCGAAGGUGGAGUACUACAGAGAUACAACGUAAAUAUUUCUUCACAUCGAAAUGCCAUGCAACAUUAUGCAUUCCGUAAAGGACUUCUUGCGUCAAUGUGGCUUGUCAUGGAAUUGAACGUGGUGGCGCUGAUAUUUGCUGUUGGGGAUAACGCACAAUUUAUCGGUCGAUAUACCGAACCAAAAUUGCCCUCGCGAUCUGAACUUGCGGCUGCUAGCCGAGAUGGUCGCAUGAAGAAAAAACGAGGAUCGGAACAAAAAAUGUUCAAAGGAAAACGAUUCAAAGCUUUUGUUUUAUCAACAAUGGCUUGGAUAAUUCCAAUACUUUUAUCAGUCGCCGUGGCAUUGGGUUGGAAUUGUGUUGAGUACUGUGCUUGCUUGCCUGGAAUUCGAUCUGGCUAUCAAUGUACCCCGCCUGAAGAUAGUGGGCAUAUUUGCUCAAGGCAGUGGCUACCAAUGUCGCAAAGUUUUAUCAUCGUUUUAACCGUGUUGUACUUGUGUGGUUUCGUUGUUAUAUUUGGAAUGUUGACAUCAACAAUCCGAAAGUUUUAUCGUUCUCAUGCUCCUCGACGCUCAAAAGUUAACUUUACAGAAAGCAAGAGGAAACGAAUUGGUGAAGUGAAUGCAAUGGGACGCAGGAACUCAAAUGGAGGCUUCGUACAAGCAAGCGGUACCUGACACAUCAAAUCAAAGGUCAUAUUCUCCUACGCCAUCCAAACUGAAGAAGAACAGAAGACCAGCUCUUCAUGACACCAUCAAGCUUCUCAUUCUGCUAACGUUUUCCCUGUUUCUCUCAAUCACUCCUCUCAUAUGCGUCGUGUUUUUUGAUGUUGUUUUUGCAGAUAUUGUCCUUCGACCUGACGCAGUUUUGGUUACCUCUUCAAUGACGUGUAUGCAUGCCACAAGUCUCCCAUUUAUUUUGUUGAGAUAUAUGAGCGGCUUGCGAACUGCGUGUCAUAAUAUUUUAUUAAAAUGUCCAUGCCUUCAUACAACGAUAAUCAUGAAAAGACCUAGUACCUCAACAGCAAUCAAUAAAUCGCCAACAAACGUAAUACGAUCCGCGACACCGUCUAGAAAAUCUAGAGCGACGAUCGUUGCAUGUGAAGUGCCGACUGUUCCCGAAAUAGAGUCAAAAGACGACGAAACUAGUGAAGAGACUGUCACUGAAGCUGUAAAUUGUACAUUAGAUCCACAAAAAAUUCUUUCUGAGAAUUCUCCUCCAGAAUCAGAUAACAGAAAACCAACAUUUGAAAAAUACGAAACUGUUGUGGAUCUUUCUAAAUACGAUUUAUAUGAUAAUUUUGCAAACAAAACAAUUGAAGAUAUAGUGGGAAACAUCAGUAAGCAGUAAAGUAAUAAAAAUCAAUGAAAAGUAUAUAUGUAGCUCGUUUAGAUUGUAGUUUUCUAACUGGUGUCCAUUCAAAUAGUUUUAUCAUAUCGCUAGAUCAUGUGUAUAUUUGACAUAUGAAGGAAAAUCAUGAACCUUUUUUAUUGUUUCCAUCGAAAUGCUAAUGAAUUCAUUUCAUUUUUUUUGCGGGGUGGGGGAGUCCUGUCAUGUAGCUGUGUGAUUGCUCUUCUUGGGGUGAACUCAAAAUUUGUUUUACAAAAUACCAUACGAAAUAAACAUGUUAUAUAUUAUAUUCAAUAAUAAGGUCCUGGGGUAGGCUACAUUACCAUUGGUGACAUUAAUUCAGAUUCUCAUUCCAACAAUACGGCUAUAUUUUAGGGAUGGAAAUGACCGAUUGUUAUAAAUUGUAUUAUAUAUGUAUUUGCUAUUUUAACAAUAAAACGUUG